This is a messenger RNA of Brassica rapa (field mustard), 913 nucleotides long. Its product is annotated as ubiquitin-conjugating enzyme E2 2. The record is from RefSeq and is a predicted model, not a curated record. Lineage: Eukaryota; Viridiplantae; Streptophyta; Magnoliopsida; Brassicales; Brassicaceae.
AAAAAAUUGGCUGAUAAAAAAAAAAAAGAGAAAGUAUAAAUGAAAGGAGCGUUUCUUUAAUGCAUGAUUAGGUUGACACCUUUGAAGGUGCCGCGGCGACCCAAUCAAUUAUAAGACCAUUGAAGUCAUAAUCUUUCAGACAAUCUCUGUCUCUCUCUUCUGGUAGUCUUCGAUUACGAAAAGUUCAUCUCUUUUCAGAGAUACGAUGUCGACACCAGCGAGGAAGAGGCUGAUGAGGGAUUUCAGGAGGUUGCAGCAAGAUCCUCCUGCUGGUAUCAGUGGUGCUCCUCAGGACAACAACAUCUUGCUCUGGAACGCUGUUAUCUUCGGUCCAGAUGAUACACCUUGGGAUGGAGGUACUUUUAAGUUGACUCUUCAAUUUACGGAGGAUUAUCCCAACAAACCACCAACUGUUCGUUUUGUUUCUCGCAUGUUUCACCCAAACAUCUAUGCAGAUGGGAGUAUCUGUCUUGAUAUCUUACAGAACCAAUGGAGUCCCAUUUAUGAUGUUGCUGCGAUUCUCACAUCUAUCCAGUCACUCCUCUGUGAUCCCAACCCAAACUCGCCUGCAAACUCCGAAGCUGCUCGCUUGUUCAGCGAGAACAAGCGUGAGUACAACAGACGUGUUAAGGACAUUGUCGAACAGAGUUGGACCGCUGACUAAAUAAGUCACCCCAGUUUGUAACAUUUGAAGAAGUGGAGGAGGCCUAUCAAAUUGGUAAAAAAAAAACUGUGUGAUUUCAUGCCUCCAGUUCAGUAUAUGUAUCAUAUUAUGUAAUGCAAUUUCUGGAUGAACCUAUAUAUGCAUUUUCGUGUUAAGACAUCUUUGCUUGCUUCUAAGUUGUGUCUGUGUGUGUAACUAUUUAAGAAUCUUAUCCAUGUUUAUCAAGAUCUCCACCAUUUUUUCCUUUGA